UUUGAAAUAGCGGCGAUGCCGCCGCGCCCAAGCCCGAAAACAGAUGUCGAAACGCUUUUGCUGUGUAGCAUUACGCCUGCAAUCGCGGUGGAAAGCUGGCAACGUAUCGUUCCAUCGUCUGCCGAGUGCAGCAGACGACGCGCAUCGGAGGGCGACACGGAUAAGAGACCUGCGCAUUGGGAAAAAAGUUGACCGAUACUGUAUGGCGGUUUGUUAGAAACACUUCGAUCGCGACGAGUUCUUUCUUUCUUUCCCGAGACCCGAAAGACUCUUCCAAAAGCCUGGUUCAGCGGCGGCGGUUCUAAAGCCCAACGACACGAAGCAUUCCGUGACUCGAGUUCAAGACUGUUUAUGAAACCAGGUAAUGGAUUCGGGUAUUCCCAUUUUUUUUUUUGGCGAAACCAGUUAAGGUGAUCACCGUACUGACAGAUUCCCACCAUUACCAUCAUGUGCACAUCUUGCUUUUGUGUAAGGUGAAUCAUUAAAGAAUAGCUCAACGAUGCUGUUAGCUAGGCUUAGUAUGGGCUGCAACACAAGAGGCAAGUGUAUGCAACCAGUUUUCAGGCCUAGAAGCGGGCAGACAGCGUGACACGCUGAAGCUAUAGCUACCCGAGAACUUCAAGCUGAGGUAUGUGUGUUUACCGGCUUUACAUACGGAGUCUAACCUGACGUGACUAACACGACCGUGAAUGAAUCGAUGUGCAAACCGACUGGAGUGACACGGCGCAAGUGGCCACGCAGAAUACAAGGGGAGAAUCUCAGUUAAUGACAGCGCGAGAGAGUCGAGGAACGAGAACUCGGGAAAGCCGAAGCGAUCUUGUAGUAAAGUGUGCACAUUGGCGGACACGGGUUUGGUGUAACUGUUUUACACCCGCGACAACCUCAGGGAGGUGCGCUACAGGUUUUGCACAAGAUGGACAUCUGCGGCGUCAUCGGGGACUACGGCAAGUUCCAGAAGAACAUCUUCUGGUUCGGCCUUAUUCGAGGCACCUUCAUGGGUUUUCACCUCGUCGUGUCCAGCUUCAUUGCGCCAGACAUCGACCACUGGUGCGCUGAUCCCGACCACGUGGCCUCGACCGGCAAUGCGACGACGCUGGACUCCUGGAGCUCCUCGAACCAGUCACGUGACUCUCGGUAUCCAGAGGAAGGUGAUGGCUUGGGAGGCAGCGCCUGCUUGAGGCGGCCGACGACGGUCACUGGUGGCCGGCUGGUCGCCACCGAAGGCGCCUUUGUCUCGUGCGAAACGUGGAACUACGGGAACAGCUUCUCGGGCCACACGCUGGUUCAAGAGUGGGACCUGGUGUGCGAACGUGCAUGGAUGCGCUCCCUGGUGCAGAGCAGUAUUAUGACCGGCAUGCUGGUCGGCUGCUUCCUCUGCUCGGCCCUUGGAGACAGGCUGGGUCGCCGUCCCUUGCUCGUGGGCUCCUGUCUGCUCACCAACAUCGCGGGCCUGGUGACCGCAUUGGCGCCCUCUUUUGGCCUCUUUCUGGCAGCCCGCGUGGUGCUGGGAAUUUCACUGGCCGUGAUGCAGACCACCUCCUUCUGCCUCUUGGUGGAGGUCACUGGUCCCAAGCACCGAACGCGCGCUGCCGUCGCCUUCACCCUGGGUUUCGCCCUCAGCCUCUUCCUGCUGCCGGCCACCGUGUGGGUGCUGAAGCACUGGCGUUACAUCCAGGUGGCCAUCACGCUGCCCUUCAUCGCCAUGCUGGUCUGGUCCUGGUACCUGCCGGAGUCGCCCCGGUGGCUGGUGGCCACCGACAGGAUGAACGAGGCCGCCGGCGUUAUCCUGCGUGCGGCCUCGGCAAACGGCAUCGAGAUCCAGGAACUGGACUCAACGCUGCGGCAACUGCGAAAGAAGAUAUUGCAGGAGAACGAAGAAGCUGAGAGGGUUCGCUACCUGGACCUCGUGAGACUGCCCAGGGUCCGGCGGUACAGCGUCAUCCUCGUCUACAGCUGUGUGUCCUGCGGUGCCGUGUAUUACGGCAUCCAGCUGUCCAUGACCAACCUGGGCGGAGACCCCUACGUGGCCUUUCUGCUCGCGGGAGUGGGCGAGGUGCUGGCCGUGGUCCUCUGCUACGGCACCGUGCGCUGGUUCCGCAGGCGCCGGGCCGUGCCCGCGCUGUUCGCCGGGGCAGCGCUCUGCUCGCUCGGUCUGGGAAUCAUACCGCGAUCCCUGACGUGGCUCCGCCUGGCGGACGGCUUUGUGGGCAAGGUACUGUCCGGCGGCGUGUUCACCGUCACCUGGCUGUACGCGGCGGAAGUGUUCCCCACCGUACUGCGCACUGUGGGAGUCGGUGCUUGCCUCGUGGGCAUAAGGGUCGGCUCUGCUCUUGUGCCGUUUCUGCUGGAAACGAGGCGCUACACGCACGAGUCGGUGCCCAUGACUGUCCUGGCGGCCGUCUACGUCCUGGCGGCUGUCCUGGUUCUGCUGCUUCCCGAGACGUUCCGGGUGGCGCUACCGGACACUCUGCGAGAGACCUUGAACCUGAAGAAGAGCAAAAAAGCCAAGCCACACCCAUCGGCAGUGGAGCUGGUGGACUACGAGAGAGUUCCCGCCGUAAACAGAGAGACCGAGGGUGAGCCGUGACACAAGACUGCGGUUAGAACACCCGGCCCAAAGACGGAAAACCCCGAACUCAAGCCCCGCCGCAAGAGUUCUUGAAUCCACACCAGAUUCGAAGCGCCGCUUCGAACUCUGGGCAUAUCUCGGGUAUACCUUGUCUCCAUAGCCUCCGAGAUCGAAAAGCGAGCCGCCGGAUUUCCGAGGCCGUGUUGUCGGAGGGGGAUCGACUGAUGGGUGGAUGGAUGGACUGACGCGCUACCGAUGAGCGCCCUCUACCGAGCACACGAUAGCGCCAACUCUGUUUCCUCUAUCCUGCCCAAUCACUUAUGCGGUUGUCGCACGGGGCUGUUUCGAUCGCGAUCGAGCCUGAUAGGCAUUGAACUUCCCUAUGGCGAUUGGUUAUUUCGCGCAAGAUGCGGAAGGAAGCCAAUCGCGGUCGCGAAAUUUGAUCCUGAUUUGGUUCGAUUGCGAUCGAAAGUGCUAGUGUGACACCUGUACACGAACUAGGGCCGCGUAACUGCGCAAUAACACCCUUCCUAUAUUUUCUUGGACGGUCUCGAUUUUUGCGGACUUCUCUGCCUUUUUGUAAAUACUUUUCUCUCUGUUUUUGCUAUCAUUCGUUGGUUUUCAUUAUUUCACAAGAACGUUCAUCUGCUCAAUACAAAGGAGGACUGCUGCUACUAUUUACCAUAUACCUCGUAUAAGAUAGAGCAGACAUGGGCGUCGUGAAAUUUAAGACUUUCCAUAAUGCGAUAAGCAAGCGGCCCACGGCACCAGAAGCUCGUUUGAAGGCAGCUAAAGAUAGUAGCACUGCCUAUUGAAAAGGAUCCAGAUGUGGCUCAACGGGUGUUUACAUUCCAGUAUAGUAUACUGCAUAUACAAUUCCGCCUUCACUGCCAACUCUUCGCGUGCUUCGUCUAUAGGUGAAACGUCGAAUAGACAAUUUUCGGAGCACAAGGUUAAAUUAUAUUUCUUGCAUUAAAAAAAAAGAAUAAUCAACA
Molecule: messenger RNA, 3564 nt
Organism: Dermacentor andersoni
Lineage: Eukaryota; Metazoa; Arthropoda; Arachnida; Ixodida; Ixodidae
Product: solute carrier family 22 member 3-like
Biological process (GO): transmembrane transport
Cellular component (GO): membrane
Molecular function (GO): transmembrane transporter activity
Source: RefSeq, a predicted model, not a curated record